Notolabrus celidotus (New Zealand spotty) is the source of this 1562-nucleotide messenger RNA. It is a transcript of the gene fam133b, whose product is annotated as family with sequence similarity 133 member B. Lineage: Eukaryota; Metazoa; Chordata; Actinopteri; Labriformes; Labridae. The transcript has 11 exons. Bases 145 to 951 code for a protein of 268 amino acids. The record is from RefSeq and is a predicted model, not a curated record.
GAUAUCUGCCAGCUGCCCGAAAACAAGCAGAGAGGAAGAGCGCUCAGGUUCCAUUAAACUGUGAUGUGGCUAGGUUAAUGUUAGCAAGGUAACACUUAUGGUUGCUACUAGUGCAGGAUAUUUCCCCCAAUCCACUGACUCGAUAUGGGCAAAAGAGACAAUCGAGUGGCUUAUAUCAACCCUAUUGCUGCAGCACGAGCCAGAGGACCGGUAAACAACGCUGGACCAACGAUACAAGAUUACUUAAGCAGACCUCGACCAACAUGGGAGGAGUUGAAGGAGCAGCUGGAGAAGAAGAAGAAGGGCUCUCGAGCCCUGGCUGACUUUGAGGACAAAAUGAAUGUGAAAUGGAGGAAAGAACUGGCAAAGAACAGAGAGAAGCUGUUAGGUGGAAGUGAAAAAGACAAAGAGAAAGACAAAAAGAUAAUGGACAAGGAAAAAGAAGAGAAGAAAGAGAAAAAAGAGAAGAAGAAGAAAGAGAAGAAGAAAUCCAGCAGGCAUUCUUCAUCUUCCUCCUCCUCAUCGAGUUCUGAUUCCUCCAGCAGCUCCUCCUCAGAAUCUGAAGACGAGGAUGAAAAGAAGAGUGUGAAGAAAAAGCGGAAGCGAAAGAGGUCGUUGGCUAGGAGAGCGUCAGACAGUUCAGAGGAUGAAUCUGAUGCUGACAGCAAGAAGAAGAAGAAAAAGUUAAAGGAAGAAGUGGACAAAGACAAGGACGACAGGAGCCGUAAAAGAAAAAGGAAGGCUGAGCGGAGUUAUAAAGACUCAUCAACCGAGUCCUCUGCGGACUCUGAGGAAGAAGAGGUAACUGAAGCUAAGAAAAAAAAGAGAAGUAGUGAGGAAAAGGAGAAAAUUACAGACAAAUCCAAGAAGAAGAGGAAAAAGAAGCACAAGAAGCAUGGCAGAAAAAAGAAAAAGAAGACAGCAUUAUAUUCAGACUCUGAUCUCGACUAACAACCGUAGCUGUACGGUUCUCUCAUUGUCCUGACAGUUCACCAGUAGUGUUUUUUUUUUGCCUUUAACUUAAAAAAUAAAAACUCUCCCAUCCAGCCUGACACUGACACACUUGCAAUGCUGGAGUCCAGUGAGUGAAGAGGGACAAAGUGGCAGCUACUGGUACAUACCUUCUGUUGAUUUUUAUCACUAUGCUUUUAGUAGAUGAUUGUUCUUUGGGUUACACUCAACGUCAGGACGGAUGUGAAUUUCACCGCCUCCCCCCCUCCACAGCUCAUGUUGGAGAUUUUCAUAUGACGGGCACUUCCUUUCACCUGCAGUAUGCUGGCCCUCUCGGAGUGAUUCUGCCUCGUACCAGACAUCUUGCAUUUCUCGUUGCUAGAUGAGGCUGUUGUGCUAGUGCCUGUGUCAUGCAUGUAGACCUGAUGAUCUGAUGUCUCGCCAGCCUCAUAUUGAAGUUGGAUUUAUGAUAAGAAAUGUGAGCUACACGGUUGACAUUUAUACAAGGGAUAACUGUUCCAUUAGAAGAGCUGUUACACUGCAGUGUAAAUGUGUAAACAAUGGGAAUUCAUGAAUAAAGUAUUGUUUUAGCCUUUAUAGCUGAUACUAUA